This is a messenger RNA of Acanthochromis polyacanthus (spiny chromis), 2214 nucleotides long. Its product is annotated as carbohydrate sulfotransferase 15-like. Lineage: Eukaryota; Metazoa; Chordata; Actinopteri; Pomacentridae. Gene Ontology annotation, biological process: hexose biosynthetic process. Gene Ontology annotation, molecular function: N-acetylgalactosamine 4-sulfate 6-O-sulfotransferase activity. The record is from RefSeq and is a predicted model, not a curated record.
CUCCUCUCUCCGUUGCGCGCAGCGGAGCUCAGUCAGUCUGAUGGAGACUCCGGAAAGUCUCGCGUUUCCGUGACAGAAGCUGGCCGGCGCUUGUCAACAUGAACACCGUUCACGACGAGGAUACGCCUGCUGAAGGUAUAUUUCUCCUAACGCUUGGUAAAGACACCUGUCAGCUCGGGUUGACUGUGGCCACAAUGGUUCGUGAGCGGCUGCACGGAAGACGACUGGAAUAGAGCGACCCAACUCCAGAGAGGCCCUGCUGAACACCGAGGACAAAAUGAAGACAAAUGAUGGACUCAAGAUUAAAAAAGGCAAGCUCUUCUCGGUGAAACCUGAACUUUUUUUUUUGAAGGAAUAACUCCCUUGCUUCUUUUUCUACAUGCCUACUUUGCUUCCAUGUCAGAAUGUCACUAUCAGACUGCAAAUAUGGGAGCAACCAACCCAAGGACCACAAUCACAGCCUCCACAGCUUGCCCAUGGCUGAAAACUACGGGAAAAAGUCUGUCAGGACGUUUUUCGACUUCAGGCACACGAAUGUGCCGGAAAAUCUGGACGUUAAGUGCAUCCCGCUGCUGUUUUUGACGAACCUGCGGCGCAUCUCUAAAGUCAAAGUGGUGAGCUUCCUCCUGGGCUUGACGCUGACAUUCCUCAUCAUGGCGUCUUAUAUCCUGAUGUGGGAAAAAGGACUUUUGUUCACUCCCUCACCCUACCAGCUCAGACCUGCCGUCUUUCUGACUGGCACGGCAACAGCGGCAGUUUCAUCAGAAAAGAAUUUAAUAGACAUGAAAAUGCUGGUGAAGAUCAUCAGCUCCAAACAGGAAUAUACACCCAGGAGGGUUCCUGAUGAAAAGGACAUCGUUGAAACAGACGGACAUUUGUUCUCAGCAAUUCCUCGCUAUUUUUUGCCCGGCAUCAAGAGUCCAUGCUGGUAUGAAGAGUUCUCCGGUGAACUCAGCACUGAUCCAUACAGGAAGAACCUCUUCACACUGCGCUCGAAAAGUUUCAAGACAGUGUGUGACCACUUGAAGACCAACUUCCACCUGCACCUACACCACAGAGACGGCAAACACUUUCGUCUGCGCUGCUUGCCGUACUUCUACAUCAUCGGUCAACCAAAGUGCGGCACAACGGACUUGUUCCACAGACUGCUGCUGCAUCCAGAGCUCAAGUUUAACACCAUGAAGGAGCCGCACUGGUGGACCAGGAAACGCUUUGGUUACAUCCGUUUCAAAGAUGGCUUCCAGGAAAGUUUUCCUGUGGAAGAUUACCUGGAUCUGUUUGACUUGGCAGCCCACAACAUCCAAGAAGGAAUCAGUGGAAAUUCGUCUGGAGACCACCACACACUCCGGCUCAUAACAGGUGAAGCCAGUGCAUCCACAAUGUGGGACAACCAGGCCUGGAGCUAUCUCCAUGGAGACAGGGAGGAGGAAACAGAGCCCCCCUUCCUGGCUCAGGACUUCAUCCACGCUGUCCAACCUGAUGCCAAAAUCAUCAUCAUGCUCAGAGAUCCAGUAGAAAGGCUUUACUCUGACUACUUGUACUUUAAGAUGGCCAACAAGUCAGCUGAGGACUUCCACCAGAAGGUCACAGAGUCCGUACAGUUGUUUGAGUCCUGUCUGUCUGGGCGGUCACUGCGCUCCUGCGUCUACAACACCAGCCUCUCCAACGUCAUGCCGGUGAGACUGAAUCUGGGGAUGUACAUCGUCUUCUUAUUGGACUGGCUGACAGUUUUCCAUCGAGAGCAAAUUCUUGUUCUUCGACUGGAGGACUACGCAGCCAACCUUAAAGUGACGAUAAAGAAAGUUUUUGAUUUUCUGACUGUGGGUCCUCUGUCGGAGCAGGUGGAGGCAGCGCUGACCAAACGGCCCAUGUCCAACACUCGGCGGGCGGCAGACAGGAAUCUUGGUCCCAUGCUUCCAUCCACCAGAGAACUCCUCAGUAAAUUCCAUCAGCCCUUCAACCAUAAACUGGCCAGUGUGCUGGGCAACAAAGCUUUUCUCUGGAGUAACACCUGAAGGGACGAGGAAACGUUGUGAACGAACAAUCAGGCGCAAGAAGCUAAACCCGUUGAAAGAAGCUGUUGUACAAUGGAAGAACUGCCAUGGAAGCUCUUUAAAUAAGUGUGUGGGUCUUGUUUGUGAUAUUUAUUUGAUUUUAAAGAAUGUGUGGCAUCAAGUCAAGAUGAUAAUAAAAUAAACUGAAUUUGUGUUUUAA